Adineta ricciae is the source of this 696-nucleotide messenger RNA. The record is from the annotation of a GenBank genome assembly. Lineage: Eukaryota; Metazoa; Rotifera; Eurotatoria; Adinetida; Adinetidae.
AUGGCAACGCUAGUCAAAGAUGACGAGCUACGAUCUUUCGAUGUUCCAGAAGUGACUCGUCAUGCUGGUGGUUAUACGAUAUACAAAAUCGUAUUGCAAGUAACACCCAAAGAAAUAACUGAGAAUAGUUAUCAGAUCAUCUAUUGGAAACGUUAUUCGGAUAUUCGUAAAUUGUAUGAUACACUUCAUCGUUAUCAUCAAGCUAUCUACCGUCCUGGAAAAUUUCCAGAUUUUCCCGAGAAAUCAUCGUAUAUGGAACGUUUCAAUCCUGCUGUUAUCGAAGAGCGGCGAGUAGCUACGAAAAAGUUUCUGAAUUAUGCUGUCGAGCAUUUAUACUUACGCACACACGAUGCAUAUAUAAAUUUCUUUCAGAAAGGUGAAAAAUUAUUAUUGCCGGACGUUACAGUAGACACACUACAACCAGAAUCAAUCAGUCCAAAGGAACCGAAUAUUUCUCUUCCUGACUUGCCAACAACUGUGCAAUCAACAUCAACUGAUGAGAAACAUGAUGAACUUCUGUUCAAUGUCGAUGAACAAGAUGCAAUUUUAAAUCAUCCAUUACCGAAAAUACUUGACGAUCUCAAUGAUCUCACAUUUGACCAACAUGAUCCUAAUCCAGAUCCUUCAGAUCUACACACAAGUACAGAAACGCCAAGCAUACCACCAUUAAAUAGUGAUACUAAUGAAUCAUCUUAA